This is a messenger RNA of Lepisosteus oculatus (spotted gar), 2174 nucleotides long. It is a transcript of the gene aadacl4, whose product is annotated as arylacetamide deacetylase-like 4. The record is from RefSeq and is a predicted model, not a curated record. Gene Ontology annotation, cellular component: membrane. Gene Ontology annotation, molecular function: lipase activity; carboxylic ester hydrolase activity. NCBI's taxonomy places the organism in Eukaryota, Metazoa, Chordata, Actinopteri, Semionotiformes, Lepisosteidae.
UCAAUCAGGUGUGGACUAGGGGGUGGGGGGUGACCAUUCUUUGUACUUGUGUCGUGGGGCUGUAAUGGAGUUGAGCACAGCGAUUUUAAUAAUAGGCUUCGCUGCAUUGUUUGCAGCUUUCCUUCUGCUUUUAAUCGGACUUGUUUAUUCUGAGUUAAUGAACUCGGAAAUCCCACCGGGAGUACCUAGCCAAUGGAAACUACACUCAAUUCAUGGUUUGUUCGUUGGGAUAGCGCUUGUGGGACGGAUCUUUGAAAGGCUGGGGCUAUGCCACCAGGUAGUCUUCACACGCUGGGUCAUAGCUCGCUUUUUAGCCCCGAAGAAGUCGGCGCCUCCGGGGCUCCUGAUCAAGGACCUGGUGUUUGCGGAAGUGCCAGUCCGAGUAUACCAGCCCACGGCCCCCUCGGCGGGCAAGCGAAGAGGCCUUGUCUACUUCCACGGAGGAGGCUGGGUGAUGGGAAGCAUUGAUGUCUAUGAUGAGGUAUGCAGAUACAUCGCCAAGGAAUCUGAGACCACUGUGGUAAAUGUUGAGUAUCGGCUGGCUCCGGAGUACAGAUACCCAGUGCAGCUGGACGAUUGCCAUGCGGCCACCAGUCACUUCCUUCGGGUGGCGGAAGCGGAAUUUGGGGUGGAUCCCUGCAGAGUGGCCGUCGGAGGGGACAGCGCCGGAGGGAACUUGGCAGCUGCUCUCUGCCAGCGGAUGGCAGAAAAGGAGGAUGGUUCUCUCACUGCUCCGUGUGCCCAGGUCUUGAUCUAUCCUGCCCUGCAGAUGGCAGACUUCAACCUCCCCUCCUAUCAGCAGAACCAUGCUGUGCCUAUUCUCUUCCGUGCCCGGGUGCCCUUCUAUUUUAUUCAGUACCUAAAUGGUGACACAUCUGUAAUUCCAGAUGUCUUAGAGGGAAACCAUGUGCCUGCUGACCUCAAGCUAAAGUACCGAAAGUGGCUGUCCCCGGACAACCUCCCAGCAGAAUGCAAAGCCCGUCGUUUUGUCCCUAAAGUGGUAUCUUCUUAUGAUGGAGAAGUUUAUGACGUAGUCAAGGGAGGCCUGGAGCCUGCGGUUUCCCCUUUACUGGCAGAAGAUGCUAUCGUCCGCAAGAUGCCACCCAUGUUUAUUCUGACCUGCGAGUACGAUGUGCUCAGGGAUGAUGGGAUACUCUUCAAGAAGCGCCUGGAGGACCUGGGUGUGCCCGUCACCUGGCAGCAUGUGUCAGAUGGCUUCCAUGGCAUCAUAAACUUAAGCAACGGCUGGCUGAGCUUCCCCUCAUCACGGCUGGGCUUAGACAGCAUCGUGAACUAUGUGAAAACUCUUUGAAUAGGGACUGCGAAUGUUAAUCAUAACCUAGGUCCCAUGCUGUAGAAACAUCCAAAGUCCCUUUUUUUCAGUGAAAGUAUUAACAUUACAGCAAUAUAAGGUCUCUCUAGCUCCAGUCCUUAGGGAUUGGGCAUCUUGUAGGUUUUCUGUGUCUAUCUAAGCUGAUCUCCACCUGGGAAAAGUGCUAAAUUGAUCCAAUUAAAUAUUAACUGGAUUGUUUUCUCCCUUCUCCACAGCUCUUAACUGUUGCUGAUUUAUAGAGACAUAGAAAACUUGCUGGAUUUCAAUCCCUGAAGAGCAGAACUAGAAGCUCCUGAACGAAUGAGUUUUGUUACUUUAAUGUUGAGAUGCAAUGCCAGCAUGGGAUCUUGUAUUGUAAUUACCUUAUUAUAGAACAAAAAAACAAUUGCUGUAGAAAAAUACAGGACAAAAUCAGGACCAAGAAACAAAGAAAUGAGUAAAGAAUGAUAUUUUGCAGGAUACAGAGCAUGAUAUUUUUUGAUUUGUAGAGAUAUGUAAAAGAUUUUGUAACAGCACAAAACAUUUUUUGAAGCACUGGAGCUGUCACUGAGCAAGUCAAAUUGUGCACAUUAUGUCAAUAAAGUGUAGGAAACCUAUGCAAUUUUUCUGCCAUGUAAAAGCCUCAGUUUUCAUCUGUAUGGUUUUGCCUGAAAAUGCUUUAUGCUUUGAAUACAUGCUAAACUUCAGUUUAUUCACCAGUGAGUGUAUACCAGCAAAAAAUAAAGCAAUUGUGAAGGAUUUACACCUUUUUCCUUUUCUAUCCUGGAAGCUGUGGGCUUCCCUAAUAAUUAGGUGCAUCUUUAAAAUAACUAAAUAAAUAAUUUGCUUUCUAUUGUUUCUA